CUUAUUAUUCAGUAGCUGGUCUGUGAGCAAGAUUUUGAAUCUUUAGAUCGGAUAUACUUGGUUGCAUCGCUAGCGUUAACCCCUGUGAGCCUGCUGAACUACUCGUGAGUUCACCACCAUGCCCACCUCUGGAGACGAGGAGAAGAGUCCUCUGCUACGUUCUGUAGAGGCAGCAGCUCCCAAGAACUACACUGCUGUAGUCCCAGUAGAAGACAUUAGCCACUAUGAAGGAAAACCCAGGUUACUGGUAUUGCAACACCAGGUUGUCUACUUGCUAUUAUGGGUGCCAGUGGCUCGGGAAAAUCGACGCUGCUAAACGUGCUGACAAUGAGGAACACUAAAGAUUACAUCACCUCGGGAGAGGUUCUUCUCAAUGGCGUUCCCGCUUUGCUUCGCAUGGACCGAAAAUUGGAUACCAGAGCUCGUCUUGCUCGCGUAGAUGAGGUCAUGCAAGAGAUGGGCCUCAUUAAAUGCGCUGACUCCCGAAUUGGAGCAGCUAGUGGCUCCAGGAAAGGUAUCUCUGGUGGUGAGAGGAAGCGGCUGUCCUUUGCCUCUGAAGCGUUGACCAACCCACCCAUCUUCUUCUGUGAUGAGCCAACGUCUAGCCUGGACACUUUCAUGGCACAGAGCAUUGUGCAGACAUUGCAGGUGGGCAGGUUCUUGUUUGAAGCCAGUCUUGAGCUCUCAAAACCAUCCGUACAUAUACAAAUGAAUUGUUAGAGCAUGGUAAUUAUUAUGCCUGAUGAUCUCGAAGACUUAACAUUAAUUCCCUUGAUUAACCAUGAGGAAUUAUUUUCUUUAGAGAGCAGCAAACAAUACACACAUAUAUUUAUAUAUAUAGAGAGACAGCUAUAAAUAUUUAAAAAAUGAACAA
Messenger RNA from Aplysia californica (California sea hare), 874 nucleotides. RefSeq names its product protein white. The record is from RefSeq and is a predicted model, not a curated record. Lineage: Eukaryota; Metazoa; Mollusca; Gastropoda; Aplysiida; Aplysiidae. Gene Ontology annotation, cellular component: plasma membrane. Gene Ontology annotation, molecular function: ATP hydrolysis activity; ATP binding.